This is a messenger RNA of Podospora anserina S mat+, 330 nucleotides long. RefSeq lists its product as uncharacterized. The coding region runs from base 1 to 330 and encodes 109 amino acids. The transcript is spliced from 2 exons. The record is from RefSeq and is a predicted model, not a curated record. NCBI's taxonomy places the organism in Eukaryota, Fungi, Ascomycota, Sordariomycetes, Sordariales, Podosporaceae.
AUGUUGUGGUAUCCGCUACGGAUCGUUCAGGGCGGGCUCUUAUUAAGCGGUUUGAUGAACUGGACAUCCAGUGGGAUACCCUGGAGAGGCAGCUCCAGACAUGAUGUAGACUGUGUCGUACCGGGAAGAGGCUCAGAAUUCAGAUGUCGUUUAAAUACGUCGAUGCCACUUGAUUCCGAAGAAGCCCCCAGCCAGCCAUCCAUUUGGCAUGAAGUGUAUAAUCUGACGCGAUGCCCAGGGCCGUCCUGCCACCUAGGACCAUACUGCUGGCGUAACUAUUGGAAACAGGCGCUACAAGUUGAAGACUUGCCACCUAAGAAGCCUCAUUGA